AUGUUGUUGUAAGCUACUGUCAUUACCGUCUGUCCUGCAUCUCUCUCUCUCUCUGUCUCUCUUUCUGUCUCAUUGUGUCAUAUGGAUUACUGUUAAUUUAUUAUGCUGAUCUGUUCUGUAUGACAUCUAUUACACGUCUGUCCGUCCUGGAAGAGGGAUCCCUCCUCAGUUGCUCUUCCUGAGGUUUCUACCGUUUUUUUUCCCCCGUGAAAGGGUUUUUUUGGGGAGUUUUUCCUUAUCCGCUGCGAGGGUCAUAAGGACAGAGGGAUGUUGUAUGCUGUAAAGCCCUGUGAGGCAAAUUGUGAUUUGUGAUAUUGGGCUUUAUAAAUAAAAUUGAUUGAUUGAUUGACUAAAGUAGACCAAUCUUCAACUAAUCGAAUAGUCGUGAGGAAAAAAAAUCUGCACGUUUUUAUUUUUACUUCUGCAGUGGUGUGUCUGUGUCACUCUGCAGUUACACCUCCAAAAUGCUAGUUGGCGGUGGAGGACUGUGUUUAGUGCUGUAAAGUUUAGUUGAUUCAAAACACACAUUGAAUAUGGCUUAAUAGAGACAAUUUCUAACACAAGUACAUAAAUCGGCUUCACUAUAAAUCGCAAAAUGUGAUGAUGUGACGUAGCAAGAUGGCAGGCUGGUUUGAGCCUGGAGCAGAGAGUUGCUAACAUUUACUUCGACAAAAAGUUAUUAGUAAUUCCUCUGAAAAGUUUGACUAAGAGUGAUAAGAGACUAAACAGCACGGGGAGCAAGCCAGUCUUUUGGUGUAACUGUAACGGCCUCGUAUUUGAAUAAAAUGCACAUUUGUAGCCUACGAGGAAGCGGUGGAGGGAUGGCGUCUGCACCGCGUGGUGGCAAAACAACUCGCUCUAACCCAAGAAGCAACCCGAACCCCAGAGAACCCAACAAGGUACCGACGGGGAAAGGUGCUGUGGAUGAGGAGAACUACGAGGCGGAGGACAAAGAGAAGUUGGGCCGGGCGCAGCGGCCUGGUGCGCGAACAAAGGACAGAACCGCGCACACAAAGCCCGGUGCCGGUCACAGUGGUGGAGCUGAGGGAACACCACCGAGGUGGAAGAAACCCAAGGCUGUGAAACAUGGAGCGUUCCUCUUCAACAGGUAUGAGACAAGUGAGGAGGAGGAGGCUGUGAUUAAAGGCAUGAGAGGCGAAGAAGAAGAUGAAGCAAUGCACGCAAACAUAGUGGCCGCAAUUGAAGCUGAAUCGGACUCAGUCCUGGCUAAUUUCGGCACUGAAGACCUGGCUAAAGUCGUGUUGAUUACCAUUAAAGCAGCCGUGCCAGCAAUAGUCAAAGCGGUGCAGAAGCAACUCAGUGCAUCGGUGGACUGUUACAAGCUUGACAAAUGCAAAUUGGAAAGCAGGUAUAAAGAGGAUGAACUUGAACAGUACAGUCGGAAAGAAAACGUCCGCAUCAAUGGGAUUGAGGAAACUGAUGAAGAGACGGAGGACCAACUCGUGGAGAAGGUGUGUCAACUCGCUGCAGCGGCAGGUGCAACUGUUACCGAAAAGGACAUCUCCACAGCACACCGUUUGGGAGGCGCAAAAAAGCAAGGCAAGAUCAGACCUACAAUUGUCAGAUUUGUGAGCAGGAGGAAAAAAGCGGAAUUGAUGAGGAAUAAAUCAACGCUGAGGGAAAAGGAAGAGCACAGGGAUAUCUUUAUCAGCGAUGAUCUCACACGUCUGAGAUAGUCUCUUCUGGUAUGCUAAGGAGAAAUGCCAACACACAUUUAUCAGGGAAGGCAGAGUCAUCUGUAAACUUGAUGGCUGAUAUGUUACAAUCCACACCUCUGAUGACCUGUUCCAGAUAGGAUAUGACUGUGUGGAUUAUAAAGACUUUGGCAUUGACGUGUAGGACAGAUAUGGAGCACAGACAGAGGAAACCGCAUCUUCAUCCGCUAGGAGGGCGCAUCACACUGGGUUGCGGAUUCUUACCCUGAACGUCUGUGGGAUCCGA
Epinephelus moara (kelp grouper) is the source of this 1962-nucleotide messenger RNA. RefSeq lists its product as uncharacterized. The record is from RefSeq and is a predicted model, not a curated record. Lineage: Eukaryota; Metazoa; Chordata; Actinopteri; Perciformes; Serranidae. The transcript is spliced from 2 exons. Bases 786 to 1697 code for a protein of 303 amino acids.